This is a messenger RNA of Impatiens glandulifera, 1672 nucleotides long. RefSeq names its product pyruvate dehydrogenase E1 component subunit alpha-3, chloroplastic-like. The record is from RefSeq and is a predicted model, not a curated record. Gene Ontology annotation, molecular function: pyruvate dehydrogenase (acetyl-transferring) activity. Lineage: Eukaryota; Viridiplantae; Streptophyta; Magnoliopsida; Ericales; Balsaminaceae. The transcript is spliced from 3 exons. Gene Ontology annotation, biological process: pyruvate decarboxylation to acetyl-CoA. Bases 135 to 1412 code for a protein of 425 amino acids. Gene Ontology annotation, cellular component: intracellular membrane-bounded organelle.
GCCUACCGGCGAUCAAAUCUGUACCUUUCUUCUUGCUUUCUCCGCCUCCGUUCUAACCUUAUAUACUCGUCUUCUUCAUUUCUCUACUUCGUCCAUUCUCAUUCUCUCCGCCUAUUCCAUUGGCGAUAAUCACAAUGUCUUCGUCUUCCUCCGCCAUCAUCAACACCAUUCACUCCAUCCCGCGUAAUUUUGAAUCACCCUCCGUCAGAACCUUCUCUCCAUUUCUCGGAUCUACAGCUAAAUUCCGUCAGACCCAUUCCCUAACUUCAAUCACCCGGAAAUGUUCUGUCGUCGCAGUUUCAGAUGCAGUCAAACUGAAGGAGCCGAAGCUCAAAUCAUCUUCCUCCAAUCUGCUAAUCACGAAAGAUGAAGGAUUGGAACUCUAUGAGGAUAUGGUACUCGGCAGGGCAUUCGAAGACAUGUGUGCUCAGAUGUAUUACAGAGGCAAAAUGUUCGGAUUCGUCCACCUUUAUAACGGACAAGAAGCUGUUUCAACUGGGUUCAUCAAACUCCUCACUCAGAAGGAUACUGUUGUCAGUACAUACCGUGACCAUGUUCAUGCCCUGAGUAAAGGCGUGCCUUCUCGUGCUGUCAUGAGUGAGUUAUUCGGGAAGACCACUGGCUGCUGCCGUGGACAAGGAGGAUCCAUGCAUAUGUUCUCAAAGGAACAUAAUGUUCUUGGUGGGUUUGCCUUCAUUGGUGAAGGAAUUCCUGUAGCCACUGGUGCUGCUUUCACUUCAAAGUACAAGAGAGAGGUGUUACAAGAGAAGGAUGCGGAUCAGGUUACAUUAGCCUUCUUUGGAGAUGGUACUUGUAACAAUGGUCAAUUCUUUGAGUGCUUGAAUAUGGCGGCUUUGUGGAAAUUGCCAAUUGUGUUUGUGGUGGAGAACAACUUAUGGGCGAUAGGUAUGUCACAUCUGAGAUCUACUUCUGAUCCUGAGAUUUGGAAGAAGGGUCCUGCAUUUGGGAUGCCUGGUGUUCAUGUGGAUGGUAUGGAUGUGUUGAAAGUGAGAGAGGUGGCCAAAGAAGCCAUCGGACGGGCCAGAAGAGGAGAAGGGCCGACUUUGGUUGAAUGUGAAACUUACAGAUUUAGAGGACACUCUUUGGCAGAUCCUGAUGAACUUCGUGACCCUGCUGAGAAGGCUCGUUACGCAACAAGAGAUCCCAUCACAGCCUUGAAGAAGUACAUGAUCGAGAACAAGCUCUCCAACGAAGCUGAGUUAAAAGUCAUUGAUAAAAAGAUUGAUGAGCUACUUGAAGAAGCAGUUGAAUUUGCUGAGGCAAGCCCUCUUCCACAAAGGAGCCAACUUCUGGAAAAUGUAUUUGCUGAUCCAAAAGGUUUUGGUAUUGGCCCUGAUGGUAGAUAUCGAUGCGAAGAUCCAAAAUUCACAGAAGGAACAGCUCAUGUCUGAGUUAUUGAAGUAAUCCCUUCUCUCCUUUUGUGUGUUCGUGUUCAGGUUAAUAACUGUUUUUAUAUUUGGCCAUACUUGGUUCUAUUUACAAAUCUCAUUGUUAUUGAGAAUUUGUUUGAAGAAUGAAGAGUAUAAAACAUCCAACCAAAUAAACUAUAAAAACUGGAAAUCACUUGACUAGGUGUGGAUUUUGUUGCUAAAUUUCCUCAUAUGAACUUUUCCUUUAUUUUAUUUAAAUUUUGAGAAGUUUGAUGUUUGUU